Doryrhamphus excisus (bluestripe pipefish) is the source of this 1465-nucleotide messenger RNA. The record is from RefSeq and is a predicted model, not a curated record. NCBI's taxonomy places the organism in Eukaryota, Metazoa, Chordata, Actinopteri, Syngnathiformes, Syngnathidae.
UAUUUAGACUCUAUUUCCAUAAUAUUAUACAUUUAUUUGUUUUGUUUGUUUCUUAUCAUUUAAAACAUUUUUUUUACAUUUCAACUUUGUGCGACUAAAAUGCAUUAUUUUCCCCAUAAUUUUAAAUAUUUAUUCCUGUAAAAUUACUUGUUAGAUUCCAACUUUUUCCUCAUAAUAUUUUGACUAUUCUUGGAAAAUUACUGCUGAUUUUUCCCUUUUUUUAAAUUAAAGUUUUCAUGUUAAAGGUCGCAUAAUAUGCUCAUUUUUCCACCCUUUGCAUUGAGUUGUGGACUCCUUUAGAGCAGCUACACACAAUAACCAGCACACACAGCUUUCCAGAUCUUCCAGAAUCUGCACCCAUUCCGGCUGUAUUUCCUUGGACGUUUUCAUUGAUUCCGCUUUAGCAUUUUAAUGAUGCCAUUUCACGAGUAGGCCAACAGAACCUCUCUGAAUGUGACGUUUGCCUUGGAUGCAUCACAGCUCGUUGGGUGCAACUUGACCAUAAGGAUAAAACCAUUUUUCAUCAGAUGCCGGAACCGGUCUUGCCACUCGGAGCAAAAGGAUGUUGACUACUGCUUGUAUUAUCCAGCACGGACUGUGAUAAUGAAGGUGAUGAUGAAGGCCACGGCGGUGUUGGCGUUGGUUGGUGUUUGCUUUGCCGGGCUGCUGUGGCGAGCGUCUCGCCAAACUCGUGGCAUCCCCACCUCAGCAUCCGCUGCAGAGGAGCAUCCUGAAUGCCUUCAGGUGGAAGGAAGAAGAAAGGUUGUCAUCAUCUACUCCCUGGACCACCCUCUGUACAAGAACAUCAUCCUCAAGCUGAGCGCCUUCCUCACGGCCACAUGCGGCACGGAGGUGGUCCUGGAUCUGCUGGAUUCCACCAGGCUGGGAAUACUGGGCCGCGUUCAGUGGCUGGACUGGCAGAGGGAAGAAGUGGAAGGCUCCUCAGCCAAGAUCCUCCUCCUGUGCUCAGCGGGAGUGCAGGCCAAGUGGAGAGCCAUGUGUGGAGGGAAGACGCUUCUCCUGAGGGAGGACCAGCGCUCGGCGACGGGGGACACGCUGACUCCGGCUCUUAGCCUCCUCCUGCCCCGUUUGGUAGGAAGUGCUUCUUUGGAGAAGUUCAUCGUGGCUUACUUUGGAGACGUCUGCUCUCCCGAGCACGUUCCCUGGCCUUUUCAUGUCGUGGUUCGAUACCAGCUCAUGAAGCAGUUCGAGGAGCUCUUCUUCAGAAUCCUGGACACGGAGAAGCACGGCCCGGGUCGAGUUCAGCACAUCCGAGGUCUUGCAGAGGACAAGUACCACCGUUGCCCUUUUGGCAGAGCUUUGCAGGAGGCCAUCCAAGCUUUCAGGGAAUAUCAGCUGGAGAACCCGCACUGGUUUCAAGAGGAAUGUGUCAACCACUAAGGAAUCAUGCUGACACGAGCGUGCACCCUGGUGCUCACAAGAGGACUGUCGGCAUUGAGCGGCG